AACAGAAUAUUGUUGGAUGGGUGUUCAGUAUUAAAUGUUUAAUUCUUUGAUUAAUUACUUUUAUUUGUACGUUUCCGUUAAACUCUCUAUUAAAAAAAACUCCGCUGAGGUCAAAAGUUUGGAAACAUGAGGUUUGAAAUUCUUGCAAAGAUCAAUUAAUAUUAAAAUGGAAAAUUGUGCAAAACAAUAGAAAUAAUUAAAUACAGAGUUAUAUUGCAAAUCGAGUUUUGCAUGGCCUUUUAUUUUGCUCAAUAAAAUACUUAUUCUGGAAAAACGGGUGAGGGACUGAACUGACAAUUUCAUACAAGUUACUAGUCCAUCUAUACUUUAAUCAAAAGGUAUGCACGUUUCGAAAACAAUAUGUCAAAUCUCUUGAAGUUGAACAACUCAGUGGCGUUCCUGUAAAACUUUAGAUACAUAAACUAUUUGUAUAUUCCAGGAUAAAAGCAAAAUGCAUUAUAACAUGAAUGUCAAGUGUUAUUCUCAAGUAAGGUGUUUUGUGUGCUUCUCUAUGUUUAUCUGUGUUGUAACAUCCCACAGUAUGAAUGAUUCAAAGAAAUUGCUUCAUGAUAAAAUGCUUACAUACGAGAAGACUUUUAGACCAGUAGAGAACCAGUCCGAGCCACUAGAGGUAUUUAUUGGUUUUGAACUUGUUUCAAUUCAAGAAUUCAACGAGGUAAAGGAAAAACUUUCAGUAGCUACAAUUAUAAGAGCUUAUUGGAUAGACGAAUAUAUGGCAUGGGAUCCGGCAGAUUAUGGAGGUCUUGAUCAAUUAGUCAUUGAAAGCGACAAUGUUUGGACACCGAAUUUAGCUUUAGUAAACACUGUUGAAAAACUGGAGAAGAUAGGUGAUGCUUGGCAACUCAUUCGCUUUACACCGAACGGAUUUGCUCAUUAUUUUCCUGGAGACGUUUUAUCUGCGGCAUGUCAAGUUGAUGUUACUUACUAUCCCUGGGACAGACAUAAAUGUAGUUUUUCUUUUGCCCCAUGGGCACAGAGUGAAACCGAAAUAAUCUUUAGUCCGUUUGGAGAUAAAGUGUUUACAACAUACUUUUCAGAAAAUGGGAUAUGGCAUUUUUACAAUUCAAGCAUUGAGUAUACUCCAGGGAGCGUCUUUAUAGAUUUUACUCUUUAUCUCAAACGGAAACCUAUGUUUGUUCUCCUAAAUGUCGUUUUGCCUAUAAUCUUUAUGGCCUUUUUAAAUACAGUGGUGUUCGCUAUUCCAGUUGAAAGUGGUGAACGGAUUACUUACAGCAUCACGGUUCUCCUGGCACUUGCUGUUUUUCUUACCUUCGUUGGUGACAACCUCCCCAAAACGUCAAGUCCUAUGUCUUUGUUCGGAUAUUACCUAUUGAUAGUUCUUAUCAUAAGCAUGGGUAUCACACUUGCAACAAUAUUCAAUAUGCGCUUAUAUCACAAAGAUGAAAACAUACCUAUUCCUGACUGGAUUGUACGCUUUGUUAUGUGCUUACAAUGUGAAUGUAGCAAUGUACUAAACAAACGAAAGUGCAGUUCAUUAGAAUGCAAAAAGGAAACAAUGGACACAGAAAGCGAACAUCGUUCGAAGAAUGAAAAUGCCGAAGAUAGUUUAAAUGGAAGAAAAACAAAGUUAGAAAAUAAAAAUGAUUCGAAAAUUAUAUGGAGGGAUGUCAGUUCUGCGUUCGAUAAGAUUUUCUUUGUCUUUUGCUUCAUUACAGUAUCGGUGGCAACCAUUUGGUUUUUCAUAAAAGUUUCCGGAAACAACGGAAAUGACUUUCAUGAUUAAAAUAAAGAAAAAAGAAAGAAAGGAAAAACCCAAAAACCCAACUAAUAAAUACUUGCAUAAAUACAUUAAUUCUCUAAGCAAACAUUAAAAUGAUCUUUAUACACAUAUACAAGCAAGCGUCGAUGGCGGAAUUAUGCCCUAUGCAAUAUAACCAUGCGGAAAUAUUAUAUUAAUAUUGAAACAAUAAUAUUGUCGGACAAAGUAUAUCAUUGCUAUCAUACCAUCGUUGUUUUAGUGUAGUUUGAUAUUUCUUUCUAUCGUUAAUGUUUAAGAGGUAAUAAAAAUUGCAUGUUUAAUAGC
Molecule: messenger RNA, 2065 nt
Organism: Ruditapes philippinarum (Manila clam)
Lineage: Eukaryota; Metazoa; Mollusca; Bivalvia; Venerida; Veneridae
Product: acetylcholine receptor subunit alpha-1-A-like
Exons: 1
Coding region: 452-1765 (437 amino acids)
Biological process (GO): regulation of membrane potential; signal transduction; chemical synaptic transmission
Cellular component (GO): membrane; synapse; neuron projection
Molecular function (GO): neurotransmitter receptor activity; transmembrane signaling receptor activity; extracellular ligand-gated monoatomic ion channel activity
Source: RefSeq, a predicted model, not a curated record